Molecule: messenger RNA, 2376 nt
Organism: Sturnus vulgaris (Common starling)
Lineage: Eukaryota; Metazoa; Chordata; Aves; Passeriformes; Sturnidae
Gene: RFX1
Product: regulatory factor X1
Biological process (GO): regulation of transcription by RNA polymerase II
Cellular component (GO): nucleus
Molecular function (GO): DNA-binding transcription factor activity, RNA polymerase II-specific; RNA polymerase II cis-regulatory region sequence-specific DNA binding
Source: RefSeq, a predicted model, not a curated record
AUGGCGACCCAACCCUCCUACGUCACCGAGCUGACGGCGACGACGUCACAGCAGCAGCAGCCACCGCCCUCGGCACCGCCCCCCGCCGGCACCGCCCCUUUUGGGGCGGAGCUGCCGGGAGGCACCGCCCCUGGCGCGCCCCCCCCAGCGCCCCCCGCGCCCGCGCCCCCCGCCCAGCAGUUCAUCGUGGUCACCGUGGCGGCAGAGGGGCUGCGGCCCCCGGAGGGCGCCGAGGGCAGCCCAGGCCCCCCCGCGCCAUCCCAGGCCGGGCCCAGCCCGGGGGCGCAGCAGCGCUCCCCAGCCCCCAGCGCCACGGCCGCCCCCAAGCCCGGCACCCCCCAGGAGGUGCAGCAGCUGCCCCCGGUGCAGCACGUGUUCCCCACCCCCGUGUCCUACGUGGAGGGGGGGGACGGCUCGUACCCCCCCGGCGCCAUCCGCUCGGGCUCGUUCCCGUUCGCCGAGACGCCGCUGUUCGGGCAGAACUCGGGGGGCUACUUUGAGGGGGCCGGGGGGGCUGCGGUGCAGCCCAGUCCCCCCCCGCCCCCUCCCCCGGCCAGCUCACAGGCUCCCCCCGCCAGCGCCCCCGUGCCCAUGUACGUGGCGGGGGGGCAGAUUUUGGGGAGCCCCCCCGCCCCUCCCCAAAGCGGCACCGGGACCCCCGGAACCCCCGGCGGGGGCACCUACGUCAUCCAGGGGGGGUACAUGGCGGGGGGCGGCGCGGCCUAUGCUCACACCACCCGCGCCUCCCCCGCCACGGUGCAGUGGCUGCUGGAUAACUACGAGACGGCCGAGGGAGUGAGUUUGCCCCGCAGCGCCCUGUACUGCCACUACCUGCUGCACUGCCAGGGCCACAAGCUGGAGCCCGUCAACGCCGCCUCCUUCGGGAAGCUCAUCCGCUCCGUGUUCAUGGGGCUGCGCACACGGCGCCUCGGCACCAGGGGGAAUUCCAAGUAUCAUUACUACGGGCUGCGCAUCAAGGCGGGGUCGCCGCUGCUGCGGCUCGUGGAGGACCAGCAGCACUUGGCCAUGCGCCAGCAGCCCUUCGCCCAGAAACAACGCCUCAAACCCGUGCAGAAGAUGGAGGGGGGAGUCACCAACGGGGUGUCGUCAGGGCCGGCCCCUCCCGGCGUCCCUGACAUCAGCGCCCAGGUGCAGCAGUACCAGCAGUUCCUGGAUGCCUCCCGCACGCUGCCAGAGUUCUCCGAGAUCAACGUGCAGGGGAAGGGGCUCCCCGAGGGCGUGGGGGCCGAGGACCUGCGCAUAUUCCAGCAGCUCUACAGGGAGCACUGCGAGGCCAUCGUGGAUGUGAUGAUCAACCUCCAGUUCUCGCUGGUGGAGAUGCUCUGGAAAAGCUUCUGGCGCUGUAGCGGCGAGACCGAUGCGCAGGAGGAGGCGGAGCGGCGCCUGCCCCGGCGGCGGCUGCUGCUGCUGGCCCGGCACGAGCCCGUCCUGCGCUGGGUGCGCGACUGUGACCACACCCUGUACCAGGGGCUGGUGGAGAUCCUGGUGCCCGACGUGCUGCGCCCCAUCCCCAGUGCCUUGACCCAGGCGAUCCGGAACUUCGCCAAGAGCCUGGAGAGCUGGUUGGGGAACGCCAUGGUCAGCAUGCCCGAGGAGAUGGUCCGGGUCAAGGCGGCAGCGGCCGGGGCCUUCGCACAGACCCUGCGGCGCUACACGUCCCUGAACCACCUGGCACAGGCGGCCCGGGCCGUGCUCCAGAACACGGCCCAGAUCAGCCAAAUGCUCAGCGACCUCAACCGCGUUGACUUCGCCAACGUCCAGGAGCAGGCGGCCUGGGUGUGCCGCUGCGAGGCUCGGGUGGUGCAGCGCCUGGAGCAGGAUUUCAAAGCCACGCUGGGGCAGCAGCACUCGCUGGAGCAGUGGGCAGCCUGGCUGGACGCCGUGGUGGGCCGUGUCCUGCGCCCGCACCUGGGCACGCCCGGGUUGCCCCGCGCCGCCAAGCUCUUCCUGCUCAAGUGGUCCUUCUACAGUUCGAUGGUGAUCCGGGACCUGACCCUGCGAAGCGCCGCCAGCUUCGGCUCCUUCCACCUGAUCCGGCUGCUCUACGACGAGUACAUGUAUUACCUGGUGGAGCAGCGCGUGGCGCGGGCCCGGGGCACCUCCCCCAUCGCCGUCAUGGGCGAGUUCGCUAACCUAACCAGCUCCCUGAACUCGCAGGACCCUGACAAAGAUGAGGAAGAGGAGGAGGAGGAGGAGAGUGAUGAGGAGCUGCCGGCAGAGCUGGGGCUGGGGGGAAACGAGGGGCCCCCCGAUGCCCUGGAGCCCCCCCUGGAGCCCCCCCUGGAGCCCCCCCCGGCCAAGCUGCCCCGGGCCGACCCCCGCGGGCUCUUCGUGCAGGCCCUGCCCUCGAGCUGA